AAUCAUCAGUACUUGCAGGACCUUUGACUCCUUCAGACGUAUUGAAUAACGUUCCUAAAAAUCUAUUAUUAGUAUGAUCACAUCAACACUGUUUUUCAUGUGUUUCCUCAUACUGCCCAAGUGGGCUCAGGUGAAAUGUGAAAUUCAAUGUGGAGUUCCAGAACCGGUUCAAAACCCUCUAAUCGUGAGAGGACAAAGCACACUGCCUGGUCAAUGGCCCUGGCAUGCUGCCAUUUAUCAUCGCGAUGGAACAACCGAGGAAUACAAAUGUGGUGGAACACUAAUAAGCAACUGGUUCGUUCUGACGGCAGGCCACUGUGUAACAACAGAAAAUGGAAACGUUCUGGCUACGGAGGUUGUUUUCAUAAAGCUGGGCGUGCAUGAUCUCAAAAAGCUGCGAAAAAGUUCAACGCAACAACAUAACAUCAUCGGCAUAUUCAAAGAACCACGUUACGACGCCGAAACCUUGGCGCACGAUAUUGCCCUCCUAAGGCUUGGCUCGAAAGCCGAGUACGACAACUACGUCCGACCGGCCUGUCUGUACAGGGAAGACAACCUAGUUGGGCAGUUCGGCACGGUCAUCGGAUACGGAUUAACCGAACAAAACGUCCUGGCGAUGGUGUUGAGAAAAGCCGUGCUGCCUGUGAUCAACUAUCUGCAGUGUUUGGAAAGUGAUCGGGAGUUCUUCGGUCAGGUUCUGGCUGACGAAGUGUUAUGCGCUGGUUAUACAAAUGGCACUACUGCGUGCAAUGGAGACAGUGGGGGUGGUUUGUUUUUCAAAAAGCAUGGCGCGUGGUACUUGGGUGGUAUUGUUUCCAGAUCGAGGGUCCGCGACGAUAACACAAGAUUUUGUCAGAUCGACGGCUACACAAUCUACACGAAGCUAUCAAAUUAUUACCAGUGGAUACGUAAAACAAUGCGCAGUAUGGCUGAAGGGGGUGGUACGGUUGCUCCAUUUGUUGAACUGACUGAGGAUAUUACGACAACUGCGAUCGCGCAUGGCCGUGUAGUGGUUUGCUACAUCUCAUCGUGGGCCACGUACCGGAGUGGUGUGGGAUCGUUCAACCUGGACCAUUUCGAUCCGAAACUGUGCACACAUGUCGUUCAUGCCUAUGCCGGAUUAGAUGCUGAGAGCAAUACCAUAAAGUCGUUAGAUCGCUGGCAAGACUUGAAGGACAACUUUGGCCUGGGCGGCUACGAAAAACUGGUGGGCAUGCGUAGUGCCUAUCCUCACCUCAAAGUGUUGAUUUCGAUGGGAGGAUGGAACGAGGGCUCCGUGGAGUACUCCAACCUGGCUGCUAAUCCGCAACGGCGGCGAGUGUUUGCCGAAAAUGCACUUGGUUUUAUUAGACGGUAUGGAUUCGAUGGGCUCGACCUGGACUGGGAGUAUCCCACCCAGCGUGGUGGUAAACCGCACGAUCGAGAGAAUUUCGUUCAUCUCGUCAAAGAACUCAGCCAAAGGUUCAAAAAGAAUAAGCUAUUGUUGACGUCUUCAUUCGAAGCCAAACAGUAUCUAAUCGAUGCGGCUUACGACAUUAAAAACCUCUCCAGAUAUUUGGAUUUGCUACAUGUCAAAUGUUACGAUUACAGAGGUAUUUGGAAUAAGAAAGUAGGAUUCAACGCUCCACUCAGAGGUGACGGGGUACAUAAUGUUGAAUUUACGAUUGACCAUCUGAUUUCUCUGGGAGCCCCUACCAAUAAGAUGGUCCUUGGUUUACCAUUCUACGGUAGAACCUUCAUGGUCGACUCGAUUCAAGCAAAGAUCGGAGAUCCUUCCGAAACCGCCUUCAGCGGCCCUCACACCAAAGUCGACGGCUACAUUGGCUACAACGAAAUCUGCAACGAAUUGAAGGCAAAAUCCAACCUUUGGAACGUAUCUUGGGAUGCCGAAGCUUCGGAAGCAAUAGCCACUAUGCAAGAUGGAGCCAAAACCAAAGUGAUUGUGUUCGACAGCACCCGAUCAAUGGCCAACAAGGUGCGCUAUGCAAUGCGGAAAAAUUUACGUGGUGUGAUGGCAUUUUCAAUCGAUACGGAUGAUUUCAACGGAAUUUGCAACCCUGAGGAGAAACCGUUUGCUGAUUUUGGAACACGAUUGCAAACUCCUGCGCCGGUUCAGGGGAAAUACAAGUUGCUGCGGACGAUCCUGGAUGCAAUUGCUGUAGUGGAUGAUGAGAUGAACCGGUAGGGUUCGAAUAGAAGUUUUAAUAAACGAUGCUUAUUUUCUUUGAAC
Messenger RNA from Aedes albopictus (Asian tiger mosquito), 2230 nucleotides. Its product is annotated as probable chitinase 2. Gene Ontology annotation, molecular function: serine-type endopeptidase activity; chitinase activity; chitin binding. The transcript is spliced from 4 exons. Lineage: Eukaryota; Metazoa; Arthropoda; Insecta; Diptera; Culicidae. Gene Ontology annotation, biological process: proteolysis; chitin catabolic process; carbohydrate metabolic process. Gene Ontology annotation, cellular component: extracellular region. The coding region runs from base 74 to 2185 and encodes 703 amino acids. The record is from RefSeq and is a predicted model, not a curated record.